Messenger RNA from Fusarium fujikuroi IMI 58289, 1128 nucleotides. RefSeq names its product related to O-dinitrobenzene,calcium and zinc resistance protein. The coding region runs from base 1 to 1128 and encodes 375 amino acids. The record is from RefSeq and is a predicted model, not a curated record. NCBI's taxonomy places the organism in Eukaryota, Fungi, Ascomycota, Sordariomycetes, Hypocreales, Nectriaceae. The transcript is spliced from 3 exons.
AUGUCGACCAAAAAGUCAAUGCGGUCUAUCAUGGCCAGAAUAACAGGUCAACACCGACCUCGCCUCACGAUACGACCGGACUACGAUUAUGUCUUCGUUAGCGGAAGUGGUGAAGAUGCAAAAGGCCAAUAUCUUCGCGGCAAGCUAUCACUCUUCAUCCCAGAGGGACAAAACAUCACCAGCGUUCAGCUGAAGUUAACUAGUCGAAUGUGGCUUGGAGACCACAAGGUUGACGCCGAAGAGGCUGUAAAAUGGCAACGGGGUGAGAGUACCGUUCAUCAAUGGAAGCCAUUCAAUGUCAACGAUAAAAUCGGAGAGCCGUUUAAGAAUGGCAAGAAUUUUGAAUGGGCUUUUGAGUUGUUCAUUCGAGGUGAUCAGGAGGAAUCGUUCAAGGGUUGUACGCGAUGCAGUAUCACAUACCUACUUGAAGCAUGGACGGUGGAUGGAAAUUCAUCGAACAGCUUCAAGACGUUUUCACCGAUUCGAAUCAUUCGUACACCGGGGUUCUCUUCGUACGAACUCAUGGAUCCGACGACUGUGCAGGGGAAGUGGUCUGAGAAAGCGGAGUACAACGUAUCCAUUCGACAUCGAGCGAUUGCGCUGGGAGGAUUGAUUCCUAUCGAAGCUCACCUUGCGCCGCUCGACCCGGCGGCGAAGAUUACACAAGCCAGAUUUUUCUUGCGGGAAAAGCACGACGUGGCGAAUGAGCCUGAUGUAGAAGAGCCCGGGUAUGAGGGACAGCGGAUAGUGACGGAGUGGCCGUUGGAGUUGAGCGAUGAACCUCAGCAGCGGUGGCAGCAAUGUCUACACCUGCCAAUCGCUGUGAGGAACUGCUCGCCUGACUUUUCAGUUUGUGGAGUCUCCAUCUCGCAUUCGCUGCAUUUUGAGGCUACGAUAACUAACAAUGGCGUCACGACGGAGGAGGAGAUCUCAAUGCCAAUACAUCUCUUCAUCUCGCCGGAACUGCCAGUGAAUGGCUGGGGUGUUUUCGUGAGGGAUCAUGUCAUUGCUGCAAAGGAGGUUAAGAGCCUUUUGGCAGAGGGUAUUAGUGUUCCGCCGAAAUACUGCAAGGGGGACUUUGUGGUGGAGGAUCAUGAGGUUCCUCCUCCAGCGUAUAGCGAAGCAUGA